AUGGACAACACAAGAACUCCGCAGAACACACCCGCUACCAAUGCGCCCAUUUCCUCGAAGGCACAGGCGCCCGGCGUCUCCAGCAUCAAGGAAGAGGACCUUGACCGUGCUGCCGCUGCGUCAAUUUUCGCCCAAAAUCCACGACUGGUGUCUUUGAUGCAAAAUAAGCUGUCCAGCUUGGUCGGACAGUCGUCAGGCUACGUUGAGUCGUUACCUGCUCCCGUCCGUCGCCGAGUAGCAGGUCUCAAGGGCAUUCAGAAAGAGCACUCCAAGCUCGAGGCGGAAUUCCAAGAGGAGGUUCUUGCGCUAGAGAAGCGCUUCUUCGCAAAAUUUACACCACUGUACGAGAAGCGUUCCCAGAUCGUCAACGGCAAGACUGAGCCUACGGACGCCGAUGUCGAGGCAGGAGAGGCCGACGAGGAGGAAGAUGAGGAAGCCGAGGCAGCCAAAGCAGAGGCUGACAAGAACGCCGGAGAUGCAGCCGAUCUGAAGGGUAUUCCAGAGUUCUGGCUGAGCGCCAUGAAGAACUCGUCACUUGCAGAAACCAUCACCGAUCGCGACGAGGGUGCUCUCAAGUCACUGAUUGAUGUCCGCAUGGAGUACCUCGACCGCCCAGGAUUCCGCUUGAUCUUCGAGUUUGCCGAGAACGAAUUCUUUGAGAACAAGGUUCUUACCAAGACUUACUUCUACCAAGAAGAGAACGGCUACGGUGGCGAUUUCAUCUAUGAUCACGCUGAAGGUGACGCUAUCACCUGGAAGAGUGGUCAGGACCUCACAGUCAAGGUCGAGAGCAAGCGACAACGCAACAAGAACACAAAGCAGACCCGUAUCGUCAAGAAGACCAUCCCCACCCCCUCAUUCUUCGACUUUUUUAACCCGGCCACCCCACCAACUGAGGAAGACGACGAGGACAUCGACGACGAGCUUGAGGCCAAACUUGAGUUGGACUACCAGCUAGGAGAGGAUAUCAAGGAGAAGCUUAUCCCCCGAGCCAUCGACUGGUUCACCGGUGAGGCCCUGCAGUUCGAGCAUGGCCUUGAUGACUUCGAUGAGGACGACUUCGAGGAUGAUGACGAUGAUGAAGAAGAUGAGCGGGAUGAUGACGACGAGGACGAGGAAGAUGACGAGGAGGAUGCCGGACCCAAGAAGGAUGCGGCCGAGUGCAAGCAGAGUUAA
Molecule: messenger RNA, 1176 nt
Organism: Dissoconium aciculare CBS 342.82
Lineage: Eukaryota; Fungi; Ascomycota; Dothideomycetes; Mycosphaerellales; Dissoconiaceae
Product: putative nucleosome assembly protein
Exons: 4
Coding region: 1-1176 (391 amino acids)
Biological process (GO): nucleosome assembly
Cellular component (GO): nucleus; chromatin
Molecular function (GO): histone binding; chromatin binding
Source: RefSeq, a predicted model, not a curated record